Molecule: messenger RNA, 1099 nt
Organism: Annulohypoxylon maeteangense
Lineage: Eukaryota; Fungi; Ascomycota; Sordariomycetes; Xylariales; Hypoxylaceae
Exons: 2
Coding region: 46-1026 (326 amino acids)
Cellular component (GO): nucleolus; small-subunit processome
Molecular function (GO): small ribosomal subunit rRNA binding
Source: RefSeq, a predicted model, not a curated record
GCUAGCUACAACAAACACCAUUUGACGAAGGCAAAGUAAAGCAACAUGCCUCGUGCAAAAAGAUCCAAGCAGUAUCGGAAGCUCAUGGAGCAAUUCUCCAUGGGCUUCGGAUACCGAGUACCGUACCAGGUUCUCGUCGACGCCGACUUCAUCGCUGAAGCGAACAAAUGCAAGAUGGACUUAGUACGUCGACUGGAGGAUACUUUACACGGUGAAGUCAAGCCAAUGAUCACUCAAUGUUCAAUGCGACAUCUCUACGAACGAAAAUCGGAACCCGGCGUGGAAGCAGCUAUCGAACAGGCGAAGACUCAAUUCGAGCGACGACGAUGCGGCCACCACCCUGACGAGUACCCAGAGCCACUAAGUGCACUAGAGUGCAUACAAUCAGUCGUCGACCCAAAGGAUAACUCUCUAAACAAACAUCGCUACGUAUGCGCCAUCAAUGACGAUGCUGUCAGAGCGAGUAUCCGGCAGAUUGCAGGAACACCGUUAUUGUUCAUUCGAAGAUCCGUCAUGAUCAUGGAGCCGAUGGCAACAGUCAGUGCGAAGAUCAGAUCAAAAGACGAGAAGAGCAAAUUCAGAGCGGAGUUAAAGACUGUCGUCGGCGGCAAGAGAAAGAGAGAGGAUGAUAGUGACGAUAGUGACCAAGAUGGAAAUGAGAAGCAGGGUACAGGAAAAUCUGACGAACCUGAGAAACUUGAGGAGAAGAAGAAGAGCAAGAAGAGGAAGCGCGGCCGCAAAGAACCGAACCCGUUGGCUGUGAAAAAGAAGCAGCCAAAGCCAGCUUCAGAUGGACAGCAUUCGAAGGCACCCGAGGCAAACGAAGCAGGUGCGAAUGAAGCUGAUGCGGCAGAGACGGGCCAGGCGGAAGCACCUAAACGAAAACGCAGACGAAGACGUGGACGCGGGGCUAAUAAGGCGGGAGGUGAUGCUACGACUGAAGAAGCCACUGUUACGCCUAAUACUGCGAACAGCACCGGAGAGGCUCCAGCUGUUGUGUCUAAUACUGCGAAUGCCGAGGAAUAGACUCUGAAUUAAAUAUGGGCAGAUAAAACUUGGCGUAGAAAAAAAGGGCGUUUUCUCAAGGGACAAGCUAUGG